AUGAGUCAACGCAAGAAAGUGAUCGAUUUGUACAAGCAACUGUAUCAUAUGGGUAAAGAGUACCCGAAGGGGAAGGAUUGGUUCCAUAAAAGGCUGAAGGCGGCAUUUCUAAAGAAUAAGGACGAAAAGGACCCGGUAAAAAUCGACGAGCUAGUUAAACGGGCGGAGUUCGUUGUUAAGGAAGUUGAAGCGCUUUAUAGUCUUCGGAAAUACCGUGCAAUGAAGAAUCGGUAUUACCAAGAUAACUAG
This is a messenger RNA of Angiostrongylus costaricensis, 249 nucleotides long. Lineage: Eukaryota; Metazoa; Nematoda; Chromadorea; Rhabditida; Metastrongylidae. The record is from the annotation of a GenBank genome assembly.